Spea bombifrons (plains spadefoot toad) is the source of this 1897-nucleotide messenger RNA. It is a transcript of the gene SOX2, whose product is annotated as SRY-box transcription factor 2. Gene Ontology annotation, biological process: anatomical structure morphogenesis; cell differentiation; regulation of DNA-templated transcription. Gene Ontology annotation, molecular function: RNA polymerase II cis-regulatory region sequence-specific DNA binding; DNA-binding transcription factor activity, RNA polymerase II-specific. The record is from RefSeq and is a predicted model, not a curated record. The transcript has a single exon. The coding region runs from base 69 to 1013 and encodes 314 amino acids. Lineage: Eukaryota; Metazoa; Chordata; Amphibia; Anura; Pelobatidae.
UUUUUUUUUGUUUUUCUUUUCAUUCUUAUUUUCUUGGCUGAAAAAGGUUUUCGACAAAGGCUGCGUGAAUGUACAAUAUGAUGGAAACCGAGCUCAAGCCUCCUGCCCCCCAGCAGAAUUCGGGGGGCACGGGGAACUCCAAUUCUGCUUCCAACAACCAGAAGAACAGCCCGGACCGAGUCAAGAGACCCAUGAACGCCUUCAUGGUAUGGUCCAGGGGGCAGAGGAGGAAGAUGGCCCAGGAGAACCCCAAAAUGCACAACUCGGAGAUCAGCAAGCGGCUGGGGGCCGAGUGGAAGCUGCUGUCCGAGGCUGAGAAGAGACCCUUCAUCGACGAGGCCAAGAGGCUCCGAGCUCUGCACAUGAAGGAGCAUCCGGAUUAUAAAUACAGGCCGAGGAGGAAAACCAAAACUCUUAUGAAGAAGGAUAAGUACACUCUGCCAGGGGGCUUGCUGGCUCCUGGGGGCAACAGCAUGAGUUCUGGGGUAGGAGUCGGGGCGAGCCUGGGAGCUGGUGUCAACCAGAGGAUGGACAGUUAUGCCCACAUGAACGGCUGGACCAAUGGGGGGUAUGGCAUGAUGCAAGAACAGAUCGGUUACCCGCAACACCCGGGGCUGAACGCGCACAACGCGGCGCAAAUGCAGCCCAUGCACCGCUACGAUGUCAGCGCCCUCCAGUACAACUCCAUGACCAGCUCCCAGACGUACAUGAACGGCUCCCCCACCUACAGCAUGUCCUACUCCCAGCAAGGAGCCCCAGGCAUGACUCUAGGGUCCAUGGGCUCCGUGGUAAAGUCAGAGUCCAGCUCCAGCCCGCCUGUAGUCACCUCUUCUUCCCACUCUCGGGCUCCAUGUCAGGCUGGAGACCUUCGGGACAUGAUUAGCAUGUACCUACCUGGGGCAGAAGUACCAGAGCCAUCUGCCCAAAGCAGACUUCACAUGUCUCAGCAUUAUCAGAGCGCGUCGGUACCAGGCACAGCCAUCAAUGGCACCCUCCCUCUAUCACACAUGUGAAACAAAAUUACAAAAAAAGCAAACAAAAAAACUUUUAGAGUUUGGACUUCUUUUUUUGUUUUUAUUUUGGACUAUUUUUGUACAGAGAGAAAAAAAUGGGGAGGGAGGGGAAAAAUAAGAACUUGUAUAGAACCAGAAAAAAAGGAAAUUACACAAAAAAUUAAAGAGUUCUAGGUAGGAACUUUGAAGAAACCUUUACCAAUAAUAUUUAGAGCUAGCCUCAAAAGUGAAGAAAAUGUUUUAUUAUUAGCCAGCAACUUUUGUACAGUAUUUAUCACGUUAAACAUGGCGCUCUACAUGCCCAUUGUUUGCCAAUCUUUUUUAAAGUAUUUAGGUCAAGACAGCCUGGAAUUAGAAAAUGCUGCGAAAUUGGGGGACAUUUUUUGUUUCAAAUUUGGACAUUUUAGUUUAGUUUUUAAUUGUACAAAAAAAAAAGACAAAAAUACAGGACGAUUGCUUACAACAACAAAAAAAUAUUUUGUUUUUUUAAUUUUUAAAAAGGGUAAAAAAAAUUCUACUCAUUGUUAAAAGCUAAAAUGACUCCAAAAAUGUUAAUUUAUAAUUCGCUGUUUUAAAAUAUUCUCAUCCUGUUCAGAUAAAAAAAAAGAGCGAUAUGAAAACUACUGUGUUUGAAAUAUUUUCUUAUGGUUUGUAAAAAUUCUGUAAAUUUAUUGUGCUGAUAUUUUAAGUUUUUUCUUCUUUUUCUUUUCAGUAGAUGUAUUUUAAAAUUCUCGGCUCUGUAUUAUAACAAUCAGUUUGCCGAAAGUCCGUGUAUAUAUAUAUGAACUAAUACCACCAUAUAACAGAAACAAUUUCAAUUUUAAGUUUUUACACCAUUAUGCACAGUUUGAGAUAAAUAAAUUUUUGAAAUAUGGAAUCUGAAA